This is a messenger RNA of Hydra vulgaris (swiftwater hydra), 1333 nucleotides long. Its product is annotated as cyclic AMP-dependent transcription factor ATF-3. The record is from RefSeq and is a predicted model, not a curated record. Lineage: Eukaryota; Metazoa; Cnidaria; Hydrozoa; Anthoathecata; Hydridae. Gene Ontology annotation, molecular function: RNA polymerase II cis-regulatory region sequence-specific DNA binding; DNA-binding transcription factor activity, RNA polymerase II-specific. Gene Ontology annotation, cellular component: nucleus. Gene Ontology annotation, biological process: regulation of transcription by RNA polymerase II.
AAGAACAAUUUUGAUUGGUUUAGAAAUUUUUCGGUAAAAUAUAUUUAAGCUUAUAAAUAACGAAAACAUAAGUCAUCAGACGAAUCAUCAACGAACAUUAACGACAAUAUACGAGAACUUAUAUAGUUUUAUUAAUGAAUUUCUUAAUGCAUCAAGAAGUACCAAACCAAGAUUUUGAACAUUUGGAUUUAUUUGAAGAAUUUUCUAUGUAUGAAACUCCAUUACCAAAGUUUGUAGUACCGAAUACUUUUAUAAAAAAUUUAGAAGAAAAAAAAAGUUGCUGUUUUUACGAAAAUAAAGCAAAUCCAAUUCAAUCAUCUCUUCAAGUUCCAUACGAUAAUGAGUUCAACUCAAGUUUGCCUCAGUUUCAUGAAGCUGCAUUUUCUUCCGAGAUGUCGUACAAUUCUUUAAACAGAUCUUUAGUUCAAGGCGUUUCAAGCAACGGAAAGUUCUCUCAGUCACCCGUGAACUCCAAUUACUCAAUUUCACCUUUAGAAUCACCUAAUCAUCAAUUCAUUCCAGAUGUGUAUCUUGGGUAUAUGAAUAGAAACACAACUAUGUCAAAAUAUCAAGAUAGAAACUGUUGCCCAUAUUUGUAUAAUGGCGUAUUAUCAGAGAGAAGAACGAAACGCGACGAACAGCUUUCUUAUGAAGAAUACGAAAAACGACGAUUGAGGAGAGAAAGAAAUAAAGAAGCUGCAUUAAGAUGCAGGACAAGGCGUAGAGAAAGAAUCGACGCGUUAGAGCAGGAAACUGCAGGAAUUGAACGAGAAAACUUAAAAGUUAACGAUGAAAUCGCAAAACUUGAAAAACAAGUGAACGAAAUGCAAAAGCUUCUUAGAGAACAUAAAUGCAAAAAAAAUUUGUCAUACAACGACGAAAGUUUAAAUCUUGCUAAUGUACUCUCUUAAAAACCUUUCAAAUUUGGAGAAUCGGUACAGUGUCCAGAAUCUCGGACUAAUUGAGCUUGUUGCAGUAACCCUUGGAAACAAAGAUUUCAAAAAAAAAUACCAGUUGAAAAACAAAAAAACCGUUGCCAAGUUAAAAAGUUGUGAAUGAAGAUCGAAAAAUAUUUUGAACGUUAGUUUAAAACAAUAUUAAUUUGGGCGGAACAAACCACUUUAAUGCCAAGAAAGUAUUUUGAAAUCAAUUACAUAUACAAUACGAUUUGUAACCACGUGAUGUUAUCACGUGGGUUAUUACGUUUUUAGCGAAAAUGAAGUUAUUUUCAGUGCGUACAGUAUAAGUUAUUUAUAAUAGCAUAUGGCAAUUGUAUUUGAAUUUAGAUAUAAAUUUUAACUUUGAAAUUUAUAAGAUAGAUAGUUUAAUCAAA